Messenger RNA from Chanos chanos (milkfish), 1008 nucleotides. RefSeq names its product BCL2 interacting protein like (gene bnipl). The coding region runs from base 1 to 1008 and encodes 335 amino acids. Lineage: Eukaryota; Metazoa; Chordata; Actinopteri; Gonorynchiformes; Chanidae. The record is from RefSeq and is a predicted model, not a curated record. The transcript is spliced from 9 exons. Gene Ontology annotation, cellular component: cytoplasm. Gene Ontology annotation, biological process: apoptotic process.
AUGGAACUUCGGGAGGAGUGGCAAGAUGAGGAGUUUCCAAGACCUCUUCCUGAAGAUGUACAGAGCCCAGAAGAUGAGCUGGAAAGUCCUGGAGCAGAUGAAAACAGACCUGUUCCGCCCAAGACGCUGGCGCUGACUGGGGAUGCCCCUAGGAAAAAACGUCUGGUGGCGCCCACUCUCAGCCUGACGCUGGACAAAUGCGACUCCCUGGACCGUAGUGUCAAAUCGGACGAGUUUAAUGCAGCCGCCCUCUCGCCUUCCAUCGACGAAACGGAUUUGGACAUCAACCUGGAAGCACUGGAGACGCCUUCAGACAGUGAAUCCUGCAACUUUCCAGACAGCAUGCAUGACCUUGAGUGGGAGGAUGAUCUACCUAGGAUGGGGUCUGGAGAGAUGGAUCGGGCCAGUUCUCCUGCUAUAGAGUACGCAGAGAUGGGUCACCUAGAGUUAGAUCAGGUAGACAGCAAUGGUCGCCGCUGGCGACGGUUCUGUAUCGCCGGUCAGGAUUACCACGUCAACAUGAGCGUGCUGGAGCCUUACCUCCAAGUGCUCUCACACGGAGGUUAUUACAGAGACGGAACAACUGCAAUCAUCUUGUUUGCUGCCUGUUACCUGCCGCAGAACACACUUGAAAACUAUGAGUACGUUAUGGACAAUCUCUUCAGAUAUAUAGUUGGUACACUGGACUUGAUGGUGUCUGACAAUUAUGUUCUGGUGUAUCUGUGUGGAAUGGCUCCGAGAAACAAGAUACCACCGAUCAAAUGGAUGAAACAAUGCUACCAGUCCAUCGAUAGGAGGUUGAAGAAGGAACUUAAAGGACUGUUUGUGGUUCACCCUGCCUGGUACGUCAAAGCCCUGCUCACACUCAUCAAGCCCUUCAUCAGUGAGAAGUUUAGCCGGAAGCUGCGAUUUAUCCAGAGGCUUAGGCAGUUGUCUGAGUUCAUUCCCACAGACCGUCUACAGAUCCCAGACUGCAUUAUAGAGUUCGAUAAGACACUGAACAACUGA